This is a messenger RNA of Astyanax mexicanus (Mexican tetra), 4241 nucleotides long. RefSeq names its product protein phosphatase 6, regulatory subunit 3 (gene ppp6r3). Bases 374 to 3130 code for a protein of 918 amino acids. The transcript is spliced from 26 exons. Gene Ontology annotation, cellular component: cytosol; nucleus. Gene Ontology annotation, molecular function: protein phosphatase binding; protein phosphatase regulator activity. The record is from RefSeq and is a predicted model, not a curated record. NCBI's taxonomy places the organism in Eukaryota, Metazoa, Chordata, Actinopteri, Characiformes, Acestrorhamphidae.
GGGGGAAGGGGACGGUAGCUCCAUCUUGAAGAGGUGCUGUGUGUGUUUUUCGCGCCUGUCAGACUCGGACUGUCAACACUUUAACACCAGUAUCUUCAUCUUUUCAUCGGUAUUCUUAUGUUUAAACCUUUUAUAAGCGACUUGCCGUUUUAUCCGAGGAGUCUCCCAGCUUCAUGUCGGGGUCCUGCUGUGUAAAAAGCUCUUAAUUGGUGUGUGUUGAUUGUGUUGCCGAAGUAGGCUCUGCUGCAUAUGUGCUGUUCUUUAGUGUCUCUCCUGCCUGCGGUGCCUGGAAUGGGCCAGAAGUCCAAAAGAGUUGAAGCAUUUUCUUUUUAAUCAGAGUUUUUACCCUCUGAGCUUUGUUACGCUCAGCACCAUGUUUUGGAAGUUUGACCUGCACACAACGUCGCACAUCGACACACUCCUGGAUAAGGAGGAUGUGACUCUAACGGAGGUGAUGGAUGAGGAGGACGUUCUUCAGGAGUGUAAAGCUCAGAAUCACAAGCUGGUGGAUUUUCUUGUGCGGCCACAGUGUAUGGAGGACCUGGUGGGCUACAUCACUCAGGAGCCUAAUGAUGAUGUGGAGGAGAAAAUUAAAUACAAGUAUCCCAACAUAUCCUGUGAGCUUUUAACUUCAGAUGUUGGGCAAAUAAAUGACCGAUUAGGUGAGGAUGAGAGCUUACUGAUGAAACUCUACAGCUUCUUGCAAAAUGAGCCUCCACUGAACCCUCUCCUGGCCAGUUUUUUCAGCAAAGUCCUGAGCAUCUUAAUUGGCAGAAAGCCGGAGCAGAUUGUGGAGUUCCUGAGGAAGAGGGAAGACUUUGUGGAUCUAAUGAUUAAACACAUAGGAACGUCAGCCAUCAUGGACCUUCUCCUCAGAAUGCUUACCUGCAUUGAGCCUCAGCAGCUUAGGCAAGAUGUUUUGAAUUGGUUGAAUGAGGAGAAGGUGAUCCAGCGUCUGGUGGACAUGGUACAGCCCUCUCAGGAUGAAGAUAGGCACUCAAAUGCGUCCCAGUCGCUGUGUGAGAUCAUUCGACUCAGUAGAGAUCAGAUGUUCCAGGUACAGGGCUGCUCUGAGCCUGAUCCCCUUCUGGCCACACUGGAAAAACAAGAAACUGUAGAGCAGCUGCUGUCAAACAUUUUUGACAAGGAGAAGAAUGAGUCUGCAAUAGUCAGUGUAAUCCAGAUCCUUCUAACGCUUUUUGAGACACGGCGACCAGCGUUUGAGGGUCACCUGGAGCUUUGUCCUCCCGGGCUGAAUCACCCGUCCUUCUCUGUUAACCAGAGCAUUCUUGAUGCAGUCAGACCCAGACUAAAAGAUUUUCAUCAACUUUUGCUGGAGCCUCCAAAGAAAACCGUUCUGAAGACCACAUGGGGGGUGUUGGACCCGCCGGUGGGGAACACGCGCCUUAAUGUGGUCAGACUAGUGGCUAGCCUUCUGCAGACCAACACUCAUAUCAUCAACCAAGAGCUCAUCAACCUCAACAUGCUGGGAGUCAUCCUGGAUAUGUACUUCAAAUACAUUUGGAAUAACUUUCUUCACAUACAAGUAGAAAUUUGUACUGCCAUGAUCUUAGCGAUGCCCCCGACCCAGAGUGACUCAGAAAUCAACAGAGAAGACGACCAAGAGCCUGUCAGAGAAAACAUCCUCAUCACACACCUCUUUCAGAAGUGUAGGAUGAUACAGAGAAUUCUAGAUGCGUGGAGCUCCAAUGAAAAAGAACAGUCUGAGGGUGGCCGUCGGAGAGGCUACAUGGGUCACCUGACUAGAAUAGCAAACUCUAUAGUGCAUAACAGUGACAAAGGGCCUAAUGGGGCUCAGAUUCAGCAGCUCAUUUCAGAACUUCAAGAGGAGGACCGGGAGAGAUGGGAGGCCUUCACCUCGGGGCAACUAGCAGACACAAACAAGAUGAACACUGUAGACUUAGUUAACACACAUCAUAUUCACUCGUCCAGCGAUGACGAGGUAGAUUUCAAAGACAGCGGCUUCCAUCAGGAUUCCUCUUUGCAACAAGCCUUUUCUGAUUAUCAGAUGCAACAAAUGACGUCCAAUUUUAUUGAGCAGUUUGGCUUCAAUGACGAAGAGUUUGCCGAUCAGGACGAUGUUGUGGAUAUUCCCUUUGAUAGAAUAUCAGACAUCAAUUUUUCCUUGAAUACAAAUGAAAGUGCCAGCAUGGCUAUGUUUGAAGCGUGCUGCAAGGAGAAAAUCCAGCAGUUUGAAGAUGCUGGAUCAGAUGAGGAGGAUAUUUGGGAUGAGAAAGAUGUGACGUUUGCUCCGGAAGCUCAGAGACGCCCCAGGAGCUCAGGGAGCACCGACAGUGAGGAGAGUACAGACUCUGAGGAGGAAGAUGUGAAGCAGGGUCCAUUCGAGCCAGCUAACACGCCCGCUGAUGACCGAAUGGAAGUGGACAGUGGGGAGGGGCCUGUUUGGACGGCCAACUUCGACGAUAUCCCUAUGGAUACGGGAAGUGCAUCAAAUGCCCCUCUCUCCUCUCCUUCUGAACCUGCAGCCUGGAGCUCACCUUCUGCCAGUGGCGCCACAGAGACCGGCUGGGCCGAUUUCUCCAGCUUUACACCUGUGAGCCCUAAAGACCCACUCAGGAGCAACUCUCCAGUAGCCAUGGAGACAAGUAUAGAGACUGUGGACCCACUUGGUGUGAAUGCUCCUGCACGUGUGGGGCAGUGGCCUAACGAUGAGGACACUCAGUCACCCACUUCUCCCAAGGGCACGACAGGAAGUUCAGAUGCAGAGGAGGAACCAGCCAGCGACCGUAUCACAGAGACUGUCACGAACGGCUCCAUGAAGGAGACGCUUAGCCUUACUGUAGAUGCCAAAACCGAAACUGCUGUUUUCAAGAGGGUGUUGAAAUCUUAUCGUGAGGAAGAGAAGCAGUCUACCUCUGAAGAUGCAUCUGGGAAGUACGCUGUAGGGGAGAGUGGAGAGGCUGAGAGGAAUGCAUCAGCACCGCCUGCUAGCAACUGUCAGAAAUCAGGUGCGAAGCACUUAGAAGAGAAAACAAAAGCUACCUGCGAAUCUCUCAACGGUCCUCUAGAGAACACGGCAGCCUUGGAAGAAGCCAAAACAGAGCAGUGUGUGCCCUCUCCCGAAGCGGUGGUAAAUGGCCCGGUGUGACAGCAGGCAGUGCCAGUUUAGAUACACCCUCCAACAGGGGGCGCAGAGCAGGAGCCAGCGCCGCCACACCAGACUAACUUCACCAGAUCAGGACCAGCAAUAUUCAUAUUAGACAGCUGUACAGAAAAUUCCAACUGUAUGAAGAAAAACGUACUCUGAGGAUUUUUUUUUUUUCAUUCAUUUAUAUACUAUUGUUCUUAUGAGGUGAUCUGUCUGAUAUCUUGCCACUCAAAGUUAAUAGUAAUGUUGCUAUAGUUAAAUGAUUGUAUGAAUAAAAAUAUUUUAUAAAAGACAAAUGUAUACAGAAACAGAAGAUUAAUAACCAAACUAUACUGAUUGGAAACACCUAGUGUGACCGAAACACAAGCUGUUUUUGGUUUUUUUUUUUUUUUUUUGGAUAGGGUUUUCUCUUGCACAAAAAAUCUGGUAUUUAAUUUCCAAGUAAAAGCAACAGCUACAACAAACAAAUGUAAAUUGGCAAUCUGUCUGUUUUAUUCAUAAAUUUAUUACUACAGACAUGUUUUAAAUAUUCAAAUAGUUUAUUUUGCCACAGGUAUUAUUUGUAAAUGUUUCUUGUAUCGUUUCAACAAGCAACUGAAAAAGAGUAGACAUUUUGGUAUAGUUUUUAACUUAUUGAGAAGUAGGUAAAAUAUUGUUACUAGGAGCCAUGGAAUUAUCCUUCCCCCUCUGUGUUUCUCUCUUUCCUCCCACUCUCUUUCUCCCCCAGCUAGUAAGGCUGAGGUCCAGUUUGCAUGUAGCUGCUGAGAGUAAACUCUCCGAUGGCCUGCGAAGAAACUGGCCAACGUUUUUUUUUUUUUAUUAUUAUUACACAACUGUUUCCUCAAAAGUCAACUUUUCUACCUGGAAGAGAGCUGGACUAAGAUUUUUCUGAUAGACCAUCAAUCAUGAAUCUUGCAAUUUUUUUUGGUUUAUCUUUUUUCCAUUUUUUUUAAAUAAAAUGCUAUAUGUGCCAGCAAGAAACAAGGGAAUAAUUUCCUUACUAAAACCAUGAUGUAAAUUCAUUUAUUUAGAGCAUCCCUGUGUUCAAGAAGUGGCUGUUUUCCCUUUUUUUUUUUUUUUUUUUAAAUAAAUUCUUUUCUUUUUGCAGCUA